GUUAAUCUGGAGGCAGAGAGAUAAGACAGGGAAGGAGUCAGAUAAAAUGGCCAUUGAAAGAUCAUUUGACAUUUUAUGAGGAACAAUGCAUAUAGGAAAAUGAUUACGCCUCAAUAAAAUCUAAAACAAAUGGCAUACCAGAUGCCAUUUGCAUUGCAGACAAUCUGCUGUGCAGACAAUCUGCUGUGGGAACUUCCAGAAAGGAAAAAGACAAAAAACUUAUUGCCUGUAUAAGUAUUUUCAGUAUUUUCCAGAAGUGUGUUUCAAAUUCAAAAUGGAUAAAAGUUAACAUGAUAGCAUAUAAUUUAAAUGACAAAUUUUUGGUAGCAAGAAAGAAAAUCUAUACUGUAGUAGACAAAAUUGUGUAUAAAAUAUUGAAAUAAAUUACCUAUAAUUGUAAUUUCUACUACAUUUCUUUUCUUUUUUUAAGUGUGCAAUUUAGUUAUUUUUUUCAUACCUUGUGUCGUGUCAAGUCAGUAGUUCUCCAUUAGUGGGCACUAGGAGAAUAGUGUCUUUGGAAAGAUCAAAGGGCUUUCUUUGCAAAUUUUAUAUGAAAUGUUGUCUAGCAAAGAGCACAAGCCUGCAUGUUUUGUAUUUGGGCAGACCCUGUUGGGCUUCCUAACACUGUUAUAUUGCAAUAAGGUGUAUUAUUAAUUCACAAUCUAAAUUUACCAUGAGUGGUAGAAACCUAUGUAAUGACUGGGAUGGGCUGACAGUUAUAUGAAUGUUUAUGGUGUCUUGCCCACAAGCACAAAAAACAAAACAAAGAGAGAGGGUUUGACUUUGACUCUCUACUCAUAGGAAGCCCACUGGACCUUCUCAGCUUUUGUAAACAAUAGUACAUACUACACUACCAUAUUCAUUUCAUAGUAACUAAAUAUAUUGACAUGAUCCCUUUAUGACUUGCUCUUUAUCAGCCCAGAAGACAGUUUAACUCUAUUUGUGCCAUUUAUUACUGUGUAUCUUGUUUUAUUUGCAUUGCCAUUCUGCCUAGUUUGUUCACACGCUCCAUCAUGCACAGUGAAAGGAGGAGCAACUGGAGCUGACUGAUCUCUGCGGCUAUAGUGACACAACUAUAGAGUCUGAGUUAACGACACAGGCUAAAACAAGACAAGAAUUUGAAACACUAAGCUCUCUUCAUACGUGUAUGCUGCCAAGUUUUAAGAUUCCCAAAUGUCCAACAGCACCGAGGCCCCAGGGCAGGUCCCAGUCUGCCCCCUGCUCCAGCUUAUGAUAGACCACAGUGUCAACAACAAUACUAAGGCUAACAUAGUGCUGGUGUGCAUCCAUGGCGUGGUCUCCUGUCUGGGGAUCCUAGAAAAUGCACUCAUCAUUUGGGUAGUGGGCUUUCGUCUACAGCGUCGCACCGUCGCCUCCGUUUGGGUGCUCAACUUGGCCAUUUCGGAUUUUCUCACAACUCUGACACUGCCACUUUUUACCUAUUAUCUUUCCUCAAAUCACAGCUGGGAGUUAGGACAACCACUUUGCAAAAUCCAAACUUCAAUUUUCUUUCUAAACAUGUUUGUAUCUGCUUUUCUGUUGGCUGCGAUUUCUCUGGAUCGCUGCCUCCUGGUGGCCAAACCAGUGUGGUGUCAGAAUCACCGCUCAGUAAACGGCGCAUGGAAAGUUUGUCUCUUAGGCUGGUUGUGGGCUGUAAUCAACUCUUUUCCAUACUUUAUUUUUCGCUCCAUUACUCAGAAAAAGGACAAGAGAAAAUUGUGCUAUCAUAAUUUUGCCAUGUAUUUAAGUUCCUCAGAUAUGUUAGAACGACACUGUAGGAUAAGACAAGAAGCCACGGCCUUUUCGAAAACGCUAUUCGCUUUCCUCAUCCCCCUGGUGGUCAUUGCUGGAAGUUACAUCCAUAUAGCGGUAACUCUGAGGAAAAGAAGAUUGCGACGAAGGGAAAGUGCAAGCAGGCUUGCCACUACAUUGAUUGUUCAAAGCAAUGAGACACCAUCACCAAGAGUUAACAUAUUUCUAAAGCCGUUUAGGUCUGUUCGAUCAGCUUCUUUGACACCAGUUAACUCUCCUACCUCCCCUACCACUGUGCCCAAUCAAAAUCAGCUCUCCCAAAGCUUCACUAAAAUGGUAACGUUUGUCAUUACAGUUUUUGUACUUUGCUGGUCCCCUUAUCACAUUUUCUGCAUUAUCGAAGUAAUUGCAGAGUAUUGGAGAGACAAAUCAGACUUUGUUCAAGUUGGCUUACCGCUAGCUACAACUUUUGCCUUUUUAAAUCCUGUUUUAAACCCCAUUUUGUACGCCUUUAGCUGUCCAAAUUUUUGUGUCCGCAUACGCCAAAGUCUCGGAGCAGUCUUUGACGGGUUAGUUGAAGAGGGAGGAGGGAUACUGCUUGUGCCAGGGAAAAGUUUAAGAGCACACAUGAAGAGGAAAAACAGUGAAAUGCAAACAUUCAGAUAUCAACGGUCUCCAAGUCAAUCAACAGAUAACCAGUCCCCGGUCAAGAAUAACUACUUUAAUCCACAUAAACUAACACGGGAAGAAAUCGAGGAAAACACAGUGCAAAGCUGAAAAUUAGACUGAAUUUGAGAUUUUGUUCUAUGUUCAAAAUGUAUUUUUGUAAUGGAUUUA
This is a messenger RNA of Boleophthalmus pectinirostris (great blue-spotted mudskipper), 2589 nucleotides long. Its product is annotated as prostaglandin D2 receptor 2. Gene Ontology annotation, biological process: inflammatory response; complement receptor mediated signaling pathway; positive regulation of cytosolic calcium ion concentration. Gene Ontology annotation, molecular function: complement receptor activity; G protein-coupled receptor activity. The coding region runs from base 1174 to 2529 and encodes 451 amino acids. The record is from RefSeq and is a predicted model, not a curated record. Gene Ontology annotation, cellular component: plasma membrane. Lineage: Eukaryota; Metazoa; Chordata; Actinopteri; Gobiiformes; Gobiidae. The transcript has 2 exons.